AUGGCGUCUCACAUUCCCAACAAUACAACCGCUGCUACCAUCAGGGCUGACCUUGACGACAAUGACACUUCCAUUGCCGGACAGACACGUUCGCGCAAAAAAAUGUACAAGAACUGCGAUCGCUGCCGUCAAGCAAAGCGCGCCUGCUCAGCACAAUACGAAAGCAUCGCACAGGCGCUUGCCAGCAAAGUCGCUUGUAACAACUGCAAGAAGAAAGGCCAGGUCUGCACUUUUAACAGCCUUAUCCGAUCCUUCGGCGGAAUCCCUCUUGGCGGUCUCACCGGUGUUGCCUUUGCAGAGAGCCUGCAAGAGGCUACAAACGCUGCUCAGCCCGAGCAAGCCGAAUCCGUAGCAUCGACAACUCAGGACAAGUCCAUGCCAGAUGCCGAUUCCAGCUCGGUUUCCAGCGAAGCAAGAAGAGACAGCCCUCAUGACCCUAUCCCACCCGAUCAACCUCUCCAGCCUCAAGCCUCUGCCAUCAGCAAUGUCAAUGCCGCUUUCAAGGUACUCAACCGCACUUAUGCCGAUGCUCAGCACCGCAACCAUGACAAUGACGAUGACGAUGACAAACAGCAGUAUACCAGGGACAACAAACGAAGAAAAUACUCUUCAGCCCAAGAUAGCCACUCUACUUUUGCAAGCUUUGCCGAUUUCGAGCAACAGACCAACACCGCCCUAGUUUUAAGCCGAGCGCAGUCGCCCUUGGCUUUUGAAAACGACGACAACGUCUUUGCAUCCUCUUCGCAAGCCGGCCCUUCGCUCUUCGACAUACUCGGCUUUGACAUCUGGGGCACCGCGCCCAACGUGCGGCUCGCGCACAAUGCAGAUCGCAUGCAUCUCAACUCAGACCUGCUCAAUGUUUACGAAGGUGCUGCCGAAUCUGCCUUCCGCGUCUGGGUCACCGACGCGACCACCCCAUACUUGCUCUGUGCCGACUCGUUAAAUUCCUCCUCGGCGGCUAUGGCGCUCAACAAAAAGGUUUGCUUGCUGGACCAUGCCUCGAGACGUAUCUUCAAGACUGACAAUGCUGCGCGCAACGUUGAGAAACGCGUCUCGGACGCGUAUCAUGCUGUCUUGCUUGCCUAUGCUGCCCAGUGGCCGCGUCAUCGUACCAGUCAGACCAGCUCGACGCGCGCAGACUGGAGGCCUGACGAGGCACGCAUCCGUCUCUCGCUUUGGAAGCAAGCCAGGGACAAGCUUAUGGACGCCGCUGACGCUUGGUCCUUCCGAAUCAUUUUUGCGCUCAUCCUCUUUGCUUGGACCGAGAAGCCGCGCGAAAUGCCGGACAGCGAAGCAUGGGACAGAGGCCAACAUGAGCUACCCGCCCAGCUGCACAUCCCUUCGCUCGACGAGAAUAGCGCGCUUGACUCUUCCUCCUGGCAGAUCCCGGCCGAAGCAAGUACCAUGAUGCUUGCAACUGCGAUGCGCAAACUCAAAGCCUUUCGACUUAAGAUUCAGCAACUCCGUCGCAAGGGAAUCGAUCUCUGGUCCACUGAAGAGCCCGGCCUCGAACCCAACCAGGUAGCCCACCGACAGGCAGAGGCGACACUCCUCGAAAACACCUACCACAACCUGUAUUGGUUCGGCUGCAUGAUGGACACAGAACUCUCCGUGUUGCGCAAGUACGAUGCCGUGAUUGGUGACGAAGAUGCCGAUCUCACCGACCAAGUCUUAUCGCCGCAUCACGCCAAUAGUCUGCAUCACGAGACCGUAAGUUUUUCAGCCACUUCCAACUCUGGCGCUACCACGGCCAACAAGCCCCUUCGCAAGAUAUGGGACGAGGUGAUUCCAGCCAACAGCCAAAAGAACCGCAACACUUUCGCCAAGAGUUGGCCAUGCAGCGAGGAAGAUGCAAAACGCACGCUGGUCUACGCAACACCGAUUAAAGUGUUGCUCUUCCGCCAUGUGGGUCGCCUGCAGUCAAGCUACUGGCGCCAGGCUCCGAGCGAGCAAAUCGAACGGCAGAUUGCACACGUCCUCUCUGUAAUCCGACAUUGGGAUGAGACGUUUGCUCCUUUCUUUGCCAGCUGCGUUGCUCACCAUGCUCAGCUUCCGCCCUCGAUUCGAUCUUGGCACGUCAUCACUGCUACCAAGUGGAAUCUCGCCGCCAUCUUGCUUGUCGAGCUGGUGCAAACCAUGGAUCGUUCUGCGUCAAACCCAUUCGACAAUACAGAUGAGUUUUUCGCCGAGCUCCGUUCCAAAGUGUGCAACCAGACCGCAGCGCUCAUCCACGCUAUCCAGCAUUCGAGCCCUGCCGGCAGUACGCCCGAUACCAACAAGUCCGAGCCUUCGUUCGACUUUAUCGAAUCGACCGGAAGUACCAUCCUGCACAGCGAUCCGUGGCCUGAGAUUUCGGUCCAUGGCUUUGCAUGCGUCGCCAAGUCCGAGAUUAAAAACUUUACCAAGUUGGUCGAGCAAGGCAAGUGGGACGAAGUGAGGUGUUCCGAACAUCGAGUGGAGAAAUGCAUCUGGGCGCUGGAACAGCUGAGCAACCGCAGCGGCAUGGCGGUUGAUGCCAGUAUCGAGGUGCGCAAGCUUUUGGAACUGCAUUCGCCCUUGAGGAAGCAGCAGCAGCAGUCGCAACACCAAGACAAGAGGGAUGGUGACAUGGACAUGUUGACCGAUGACGUCUGGCAGUCGUGUCUCAAAAUUCUGAGCGAAGGUGGCGGAAGCAAUGAUGCAUCCUCCUCCUCACUCGAUACACCAGAACUUGCCAGCCCGUUUGGCAAUUGCGUCUGGCGAGAUGUGCCGCUCUCAUCGGUUGUUGAGCCCGGUCAAAUGCAUUCGCAACGCAUGGACGACAAUUUUCUUGAUACAUUAGCCGCCGCAAACGCUGAGACGCUUACCGACGGAGCUUCUUCGCGCGCCUCUUCCUACCGCUCCCUCUCGCCCCCGCUCACCACCGCCACCACGGUAUCCUUGGACUACAACAGCUCGCUACCCACCUCGAUAUCCACCACCACCGUGGACACGACCGCGUCCAUGGCACUGCUACCAUCGCAGCCGCCAGUGACGCCGUUCAAACAAGACCAUUCCGAAGAAUUUGAUGAAUUCGCCCUACACUCUUUCAGCUUCGACAGCCAUCAGUUACGCGUUUAG
This is a messenger RNA of Mycosarcoma maydis (corn smut), 3099 nucleotides long. RefSeq lists its product as uncharacterized. Bases 1 to 3099 code for a protein of 1032 amino acids. Lineage: Eukaryota; Fungi; Basidiomycota; Ustilaginomycetes; Ustilaginales. Gene Ontology annotation, biological process: regulation of DNA-templated transcription. The record is from RefSeq and is a predicted model, not a curated record. The transcript has a single exon. Gene Ontology annotation, molecular function: DNA-binding transcription factor activity, RNA polymerase II-specific; zinc ion binding.